Messenger RNA from Pogonomyrmex barbatus (red harvester ant), 1261 nucleotides. RefSeq names its product prohibitin 1 (gene Phb1). Gene Ontology annotation, biological process: mitochondrion organization. Gene Ontology annotation, cellular component: membrane; mitochondrion. The record is from RefSeq and is a predicted model, not a curated record. NCBI's taxonomy places the organism in Eukaryota, Metazoa, Arthropoda, Insecta, Hymenoptera, Formicidae.
UGUGUAGCUCCCGAAUUAAUAGUCUCCAUUUUCCUCUUAUCGUCGCCACGCGUGAAGAAAAUUGAGUAUCCCAAUCCUAAACUCACGCUUUAUUACAUAAUAUAUGCACUUAAAUAUGGCAGCACAAUUCUUCAAUCGAAUAGGACAGCUUGGUCUGGGUAUAGCACUGGCAGGUGGUGUUAUCAAUUCUGCGUUAUACAAUGUGGAUGGUGGUCACAGAGCAGUUAUAUUUGAUAGAUUUGCUGGUAUAAAAAAUGUUGUGAUAGGAGAAGGAACACAUUUUUUCAUUCCUUGGGUGCAAAAACCAAUUAUUUUUGAUAUCCGUUCACGUCCGAGAAACGUUCCAGUCAUUACUGGAAGCAAGGAUUUACAGAAUGUAAACAUUACUCUUCGUAUUCUCUUCAGGCCUGUACCUGAUUCGUUACCUAAGAUAUACACUAUCCUCGGUAUUGACUAUGAUGAAAGAGUACUACCAUCUAUUACUACUGAAGUGCUAAAAGCUGUUGUUGCGCAAUUUGACGCUGGUGAAUUGAUUACGCAAAGAGAAGUCGUAUCUCAAAAGGUUAAUGAAGAAUUAACGGAAAGGGCUGCGCAAUUUGGACUCAUUCUGGAUGAUAUUUCCCUUACGCAUUUAACAUUUGGUAAAGAGUUUACUCAGGCAGUAGAAUUGAAACAAGUGGCACAGCAGGAUGCAGAAAAAGCUCGUUUCUUGGUAGAAAAAGCCGAACAACAGAAAAAGGCGGCUAUUAUCACUGCUGAGGGUGAUGCCCAAGCUGCGAGUUUACUAGCGAAAUCUCUGGGCGAAUCAGGUGAUGGUUUGGUCGAACUCAGAAAAAUCGAAGCUGCGGAAGAUAUUGCACACAAUUUAUCCAGGUCUCGUCAAGUCGUGUAUUUACCAUCAGGUUUAAAUAUGUUGCUUAAUAUGCCGCAGUAAAAAAAUGAACUGUUAUGUUUUUAUAUGAAUUGCAUUUAUACUUCAUGAGAAGUUUGAUGCUGUAAUGGGAAUGUAAAAAAGAAUACAGCAUAUAUAGUAAACACUUCCCUGAAAGUGUUACAUAGCAUUGAAUAUAUAGUAUUUUGUAACAUUGAUGAUUUGAUUUAUAAAUCUGCGCCAUAUUAUAAAUAUAUUAAAUCCUUAUAUCUUUUAGUUAUUAUAAACUCCAGUGUUUAAUUAUUAUUUAAUAACGACACAAUUGACAUGUGUUUUCUAUAAUAUCUACAGUUAAAAAAUAUGGAAUAAAUGGAAAAUCUGAAGCACUUA